AAAACUUCAAACGGUUUUAGAUGUGCGUUGACAUAAUGGGAAGAAAACUUCUAAUCAAAGUUGUUUGAUAACUUUACCAUUGGAGAGGCAGGCUAUAAGAACCCACAUAAAAUAACAAAACCAUAAAUCAUAUCAUACGAUGCAGCUAGAGAGCAGAAACAAGGGAACUAUUAGAGUUCCAAAUGAAAAAAUUCAAUCAUCGUCAUCCACACCACCACCACAACCGGAAUUCAACUGUAACCACUAUUACCUGCAGCUGGUCAAGCAAACUCCUAUGAUGGUCAUCAUCUUUGCCACGAUGGCGCUUUCGUGUUUGGUUAUGUAUCACUCUUCUAUCACCUUGCCAGUUUCCGGAGGCUACAACAAUCACAGUGCAAAUUCAUUGAGCAGGAUACUAAAAGGUGCAACAAUGGACAACAAUACUGUUAUUAUUACAUCUUUAAACGAUGCAUGGGCUGAACCGGAGUCUAUGUUCGAUCUUCUUUUGGAGAGUUUUCAAAUUGGGAAUCAAACCAAAAGAUUUUUGAAACAUUUGGUUGUUGUAACUGUCGACCAAAAGGCACAUGCCCGUUGUUUGAGGUUACAUCCGCAUUGCUACAAUCUUAACACCGAUGGAAUGGACUUUUCUGAGGAGGCUGGUUUUAUGACAGCUGAUUAUUUGAAGAUUGUAUGGAGAAAAAUUGACUUUCUAGGCAAGGUUCUUGAUCUAGGAUAUAGCUUCGUGUUCACGGAUGCAGACAUAAUGUGGUUUAGAGAUCCAUUUUCACAGUUUGAUAAAGAUGCUGAUUUCCAAACUUCUUGUGAUUUCUUCAAUGGAAACCCAUCUGACUUGAGAAACCAACCAAAUACUGGUUUUAGUUAUGUUAAAUCAAAUGAGAAAACAAUUCAACUUUACAAGUUUUGGUACAAGUCAAGGAUGACUUACCCAGACCUACAUGAUCAAGAUGUUUUCAACAAGAUCAAGUUUGAUCCUUUCGUACAAAAUAUUGGAUUAGGAAUUCGGUUCCUCGAUACUGCUUACUUUGGUGGCUUUUGUCAUCCAAGCCAAGAUCUCAACAAGGCAUGCACAAUGCAUGCUAAUUGUUGUGUUGGUUUAGAGAAUAAGGUUCAUGACCUUGGAGUCAUGCUCAAUGAUUGGCGAAAAUAUAUGAAAUCUUUUGUGAAUGAAACAAGAGGAGAGUAUAAAGGUUCUUGGACAGUUCCUCAACUUUGCAGGGAUUCUUUCCGUCGUCCUCGUGCUCCAAAGAAGAAAGUUGGUCAAGGAAUAAAGAGUUGAUCGCUAUAUGUAACGUUACUUAAAUAUUAGGUUGCACAAUUCUUUAAGAUUAUGGUUUAGAAAACAUACAAAAUGUUUUCUAUAUGUAAAAAUUGCAUAGAAUGAGGUACAAUUCUAUUUCUAUUGACAAUGACAUAACAAAUGUGUAUUUUUUUAGACUAAGUUUUAUUGUAGGAUAUGUAAUUUAUUGUCUUGCUUUUCAA
Molecule: messenger RNA, 1479 nt
Organism: Helianthus annuus (common sunflower)
Lineage: Eukaryota; Viridiplantae; Streptophyta; Magnoliopsida; Asterales; Asteraceae
Exons: 4
Coding region: 140-1276 (378 amino acids)
Source: RefSeq, a predicted model, not a curated record